AUGUCUGCCAGUACAGAUCCCAAGCAGCGCUUCCACAGGUCCUUCCUGGACCAUGUUGCUGUACUUCAGGACCAGAUUGAGGAGUUGAAAUCCAUCUCCACGGUGGCAGGGGAGCGCCAAGAAGCCAUCGACCAUAUUCUUGCUGGCAUUUCAAAGAUUCAGAAUGAAGUGGCUGAUGUCGCUGACGCGACCCCUGCGUAUGACCGCAAACAGUAUUCCGAGGCGAUAAAAGGGCUUCAAGAGAAGCUUAGCGAUACCACCGCUGUACUCGCUCCCAAGUCUCGAUUUCAGUUUAAGCGCACAGCAAAGCAUGUCGACAUGGGAGCUCCGGAGAACGAUCCUCGUCUACUUUCGGGAAGCUACUCACGGAACCAGCAUCAGCCCACUGCUCCACCCGGCAUGCCCAAGCUCGGCGAGGAAGCCGACGAUGAACUGAGGGAGCUGCCUUCUGAGAGGGACUACAACGCAGAGUUGUCCAGACCCAGCGCGUCUUCGAUCCGCAAGCCUAGCUUCUCUGCGGCAAAGACAAUUGGCAUCUCCAACCAGACGGGUCUGCACAUCAUACUGCCCUCGUCCGCGGCCAUGGCGACGGCAUCCGGCAGCUUGACGGACCUGACGGGCUGCAUCGUGGACAUGUCGAUACCCACGUCGCAGGGCCACGCGUUCCCGGGUCUGGCCAUGCGCGCCAUCAAGAAGAGCCUGAUUGUGGCCGGCCGAGUCGCGGGGCCGGUGCACAUCACGGGCAUCAGCGACAGCAUCCUGGUGCUGGUGGCGCAUCAGGUGCGCAUCCACGACUGCAAGAAUGUCGAUAUAUACCUGCACUGCACGAGCCAUCCCAUCAUCGAAGACUGCUCGGGGCUGCGAUUCGCUCCUCUACCAGCAUGCUACAUGACGGAGGCGGACAAGGCCGCUGAAAAUCAAUGGGACCAGGUUGACGACUUCAAGUGGCUCAAGGCCGGUCACAGUCCGAACUGGACAACAAUGAGCGAGGCGCAGAUUCUAAGUGACGAGAUUUGGACAAAAGUCGUGCCAGGACGACCCGGCGCGAGUGUGGAUGAGACUUUGGCCAAGCUUGGCAUUUCACCAAGGUGA
Molecule: messenger RNA, 1092 nt
Organism: Akanthomyces muscarius
Lineage: Eukaryota; Fungi; Ascomycota; Sordariomycetes; Hypocreales; Cordycipitaceae
Exons: 4
Coding region: 1-1092 (363 amino acids)
Biological process (GO): post-chaperonin tubulin folding pathway; tubulin complex assembly
Cellular component (GO): cytoplasm
Molecular function (GO): tubulin binding
Source: RefSeq, a predicted model, not a curated record